AUGUUGCAAAAUCAAGCUUAUGCAUGGAAAGAAGAAAAUUCAAAUCUACAAAAUGAACACAAUAAACAACUAGCCGAAAUUUAUGGUAAUAAUCAAAAAGAUAUCGAAGAUGUUAAAAAGCGCCACUCCUGUAUUGUCAAGUCACUUAAAGAUGAAAUUAAUAACCAGAAAUCUAAUAUACAACUACUUGAGAAGCAGUCAUUACAGAAAGAACGAGAAUUUAAAGAAAAGAUAUCCAGGCUACAAUUACAAUAUGAGGAUAGGAUCAAGGACAUGAUAUCGGCAGAAAUGAAAGAGAUUAAUAUUAAAAAUCUUAAUGGUAUUGUUCGAAGCCCAUUAAGCUAUUAUUAUUAG
Messenger RNA from Trichoplax adhaerens, 354 nucleotides. RefSeq lists its product as uncharacterized. Lineage: Eukaryota; Metazoa; Placozoa; Uniplacotomia; Trichoplacea; Trichoplacidae. Bases 1 to 354 code for a protein of 117 amino acids. The transcript is spliced from 5 exons. The record is from RefSeq and is a predicted model, not a curated record.